Messenger RNA from Chanos chanos (milkfish), 507 nucleotides. Its product is annotated as olfactory marker protein-like. The transcript has 2 exons. Gene Ontology annotation, biological process: sensory perception of smell; signal transduction. The record is from RefSeq and is a predicted model, not a curated record. The coding region runs from base 1 to 507 and encodes 168 amino acids. Lineage: Eukaryota; Metazoa; Chordata; Actinopteri; Gonorynchiformes; Chanidae.
AUGGCGCUGGGAACCGUGUUUGUGGCUUCUGCUAUGGAGACACGCUUCCGCCCCGACACGGAGCUGACGGAGGUCAUGCGCCUGCGGGUGCAGUCGCUACAGCAGCGGGGGCAGAAACGGCAGGAGGGGGAGCGUCUCCUCAAACCCAACGAGGCCGUGUACCGUCUGGACUUCUCCCAGCAGUCCCUGAGCUUCAGCCACUGGUCGGUCCACCUGUCCGGUCCUGGCCGCCUGUCAAUCAUCGGCACCUCGCAACUCUGGACGCCUGACCUGACCAACCUCAUGACCCGCCAGCUCCUGGAGCCCCCCGGUCUGUUCUGGAAGCAUCCGGAAGACGACCCUCAGGCCCCUGUCCACUGCUACGAGGCAGACGCCCAGGAGUUCGGUGAGAGGAUAGCAGAACUGGCCAAGGUGCGUAAGGUGAUGUAUUUCCUGUUUGCUUUUGAGGAAGGUUGCAGUCCAGAGACCGUCGACUGUUCUAUAGUAUUUGAGACUGCCAAACAGUGA